Tuber aestivum (summer truffle) is the source of this 1762-nucleotide messenger RNA. The record is from the annotation of a GenBank genome assembly. NCBI's taxonomy places the organism in Eukaryota, Fungi, Ascomycota, Pezizomycetes, Pezizales, Tuberaceae.
ACACAAGUACUUGUGCAAACAAUUCCCAAACUGCUAAUUUCUUGACUCAAUUCCCAGUUUGGGCCAGGGCCACCUCACGGAGGUAUUCUAACCAAUAACGAAAAUGACCAAGUCGGACCCGACAGCUGUUAGAUCGGUGGACAAAGUAGCUGAGGCUCAACACGAUGGAUAUCAACUCACCGAUCGGGAUAUUCAACAGCUAGCCUUGACCGAUGCGGAGUACAAACUCCAGACCUGGGAGGAUUUGAAGGCUAUAGUUGGUUUGCUCAACCUCCACAAUCCUCACUUGAGUUAAGUAGAGAAACUAACAGAAGCUUGCUCCCUCUCAGAGGAGAAUAGACUUGAAGACCUUAAACGUGUCCCUUCCGAUUUGAAGCGCUAUAUCUCGUGGUCUCAUAAAACCAGACAGGAGUAUGGAACUAUUCAGGCUUUCGUAUUAAAAGAGAGAUUAGGAUGGUCAGAUUUGGCACCAGAGAAUCCGACCCCGUUUGCUUCCAAAGGUUUGCCCUAAUUCCAACUUGCAGGGCUGCAGAUUGGAACAUGUGGUUUCAGAUCGGGCGAACAAAGAUCAAUCUCAAUCUAAAAUUACUAAUUAUCACGCUUGUAGCCGAUACCAAAAUAUUGGUUAACGAUUGGCCAUAUGGAAAUGCUCCCGGUAUAUGUAAGCUCCUACCUCUCUGCUCCAUAUCGGCAUCUGUCUUUGUGUAACAUUGUAACUCUACUUGCCCAUUUCAAAGGUACCGGUUUCCCGAAAUCUUGGCGCUUUACAGGCCCAACUCGUGCCAAGACCCCAAUACUUUUGGAAUGGGCAAGUCCAGUGCAAGUCCACGAUGUCUCUGAUAACUAAUCACCCCUAACAGUGCACCUGGUGGUCUGGACAAAAGCUCCCAUCCCAAUAAUUGAAGGGCCCGGACCCGGAGCCGGUGAUAUAACACCCGAAUCUCGCAAACUUAUCAACGACUUUGUCCAACACACCUUUUUUCAGCACCUAGGCUCCGAGAACGUGCUUUGGUUCAAGAACUGGGCCAGUAUUCAGAGUGUCCGCAGCGUUGAGCACAUUCACGUUCUUACACGUGGGGCUAGUAAUGAGUUUCUGGAGAGAGUUCUUGGCUUGGAGGCAAAUGGAGAGAUGAAGGGCAUCGGUGAGCUGGAGCGGGAGAGAGAAGGGAAGGAGAAGGCUCAGAAUAUCGAGUAAUUUGUCAUAAGGUAUAGGACGGCUAAAAGGCAAAAACUGAGAAAACUAUAGUGGCGCUAAGAUAGCUGGUAGGGGAGGACGGACUUUCUCUCUUUUUUUUUUCAAAUUCUAGAUUACCGGUAUCUGUGGAUCCUGAGGUGGUACUUCUGGCAGGAUAGAUCAAUUGUGAAAUCUUGGUGGGUCGCAGCUGUGGGGUGCUUAUCGUGCGAAAUGUUCAAAGGCAGGCUGGGGAAGCGAGCUUGUUACGGUAGUUACUGGCAUCAUACUGCCACUGCACCCCCUGUGGGUAGGUAGUAUAGGGGGAAAGGGGCUUAAGGCCAUCCGGAACCCUGGAUGUCAGUCUCGGAGGGUUUGUUUGCCAAACCUUACGAGCACUAAAGUUUGCCAGAAAAAUAUCAUGGAAUAGAUGGAGACAUAGUCCGCAAACCCAACUAGAGCCUCCACCAUUACCUUACAAAAGGACUCGCUAUUUAUUAGUACGGGAAGCCAAGUGGUUGAGUGCAUUUUAGAGUUGGACGUGAGAGGCGGAAAGAUUAAGUUUGGUGUGGUUUCUGACUAAGGUACGCC